CAUCAUCAGCAGUUCUACUAGAGACAGUCAGCGAGUCAUCUUUACACAGCCAAUAGACAAGAUGGAUCACAACAUUGUUAGGCGCAACGAUGCCGUGAAGGUCAAUGGCUACUGCCAGAAUGGCAAGUGUGUCGACAUUGCCAUCACCGAUCACGGCAGUGACGUCUACUUCGCCAUUUGUGCGGUGAUGGGAUUUGUCGGAUUGGGAAUUGUCGUCGCUUCAUACACCCGGCCAAGAACUGAUCGCGUCUUCUUCUACAUUUCGGCCGCGAUCAAUCUCACUGCCUUCGUCGCGUACUACUCGAUGGGCUCUCAUCUUGGUUGGACGCCAAUUGAUGUGGAGUUUUCGCGCACCGACGACAAGGUUGCGGGCGUCAAUCGUGAGAUCUUCUACGCGCGAUAUGUCGAUUGGGUCAUCACCACUCCCCUCCUGCUCUUGGACUUGCUCCUCACCGCUGGCUUGCCAUGGCAGACGAUUCUCUGGGCCACAUUCCUCGACGAGGUUAUGAUCGUCACUGGCCUACUUGGAGCUCUUGUAAAGACUCGCUACAAGUGGGGAUACUAUACCAUUGGAUGCGUGGCCAUGUUUGGUGUUUUCUGGAGUCUCAUCGGUCAAGGACGCCUGCAUGCUAAGCAUCUCGGCAGCGAUGUGUCCCGCGUGUACUUCCAGUGCGGCAUCUUGACCCUUUUCGUCUGGACUCUUUACCCAGUCGCCUGGGGCUUGUGCGAAGGCGGAAACGUGAUUGCUCCAGACUCGGAAGCAGUCUUCUAUGGCGUGCUUGACUUUGUCGCGAAACCAAUCUUCUCCAUCGCGCUCGUUUGGGGCCAUUGGAACAUCGAUCCCGCCCGCCUAGGUCUGAAGCUCCGGGACUACGACGCCGACAUUGCCUACCAUGGAAACGGAAACGCAGGUACGUCGAAUGGAGCCGGUGGCGAUAAACACUUCGAAGCCGGUGGCACCAAUGGUGUCACUGAAGCCUAGCUUAGCUGUCGCCGUCAUGACUCAGCAACAUCUGCGACUAUCACGAAGCGGAUAGAGGGGGAGAGGUUGUCAGCGGGGAGUUGAAAUGGAAAGUAGUACUAUGUUUCCAGCAUGAUACCCUUGAUGUAUGUUGCGUUGCACUGCUUGGUAAUGUUUUGGGAGGAAGUAAUGGCAAGUGAUGCGGCCUGUCGACAAUCGUUUCGGCAAAAAUUGUACCCGCUACUUAACGUAGCAUAAUACUUACUCUGGCCGCGAGCAUUUCACGACUG
This is a messenger RNA of Pseudocercospora fijiensis CIRAD86, 1251 nucleotides long. RefSeq lists its product as uncharacterized. The record is from RefSeq and is a predicted model, not a curated record. Gene Ontology annotation, biological process: monoatomic ion transport. Gene Ontology annotation, molecular function: monoatomic ion channel activity. Lineage: Eukaryota; Fungi; Ascomycota; Dothideomycetes; Mycosphaerellales; Mycosphaerellaceae. The transcript is spliced from 3 exons. Bases 62 to 982 code for a protein of 306 amino acids. Gene Ontology annotation, cellular component: plasma membrane; endoplasmic reticulum.